AUGGGAGACUAUGGAGAGAGGCGAAACGGAACUAUGCGUCUGAAAGUGUCGUUAGCACGUACUCCACGACAUCUCGACACCGUCUCCGCUGUUGGUUGGGCUGGAGGCGAAGAAAUCUACUCAUUCGCGGAUGAUCACUGUUUAUUGAGAUGGAAUCUCGCCACCAUGGAUGCCAACACAGUUGCCGAAAUGCCAAAUAAUCUCUUCGCCACAUCGAUGCAAUGGUUUCCUCGUACAGCAAAACGCGAUGGGGCCAAUGACAUCUUCGUUUUGUCGGGCACGGAUGGACGUCUCCAUUUCGUUAACAAAAUGGGAAAGCUUGAGAAGUCGUUCGAUGCACAUAAAGGAGCAGCGCUACAAGCAAAAUGGAGCCCGGAUGGAACUGGCCUGCUCAGCAGUGGUGAAGAUGGUGCAGUGAAAUUGUGGUCACGGAAUGGUUUACUUCGUUCCGUCAUUGCACAGAUGCCUAGUCCUGUCUAUUGCAUAUCGUUCGAUUCGUUAUCAGACAACAUACUUUUCUCGAACAAUGAAUACUGUUAUAUUAAAUCCCUCAAAACACAGGCGCCUCCGCUCAAAUGGAAAGCCCACGACGGCCUAGUUCUGUGCUCUGAUUGGUCCGUGAUUUCUGAUCAUAUUGUGACUGGUGGAGAGGAUUGUAAAUUUAAGGUAUGGGACAGAUUCGGACGCAGUCUCUUCAUUUCAAUUUCAUGCGAUUUCCCCAUAACCUCCGUCGCAUGGAGUCCUGACGGUCAAUGUUUCGUUGUUGGUUCACAGAACAUCCUACGACUAUGCGACAAAGCCGGGUGGCCACACUCUCUGGAGAAGCUGAACAGUGGUUCAUUGCUUUCCUUGUGUUGGUUCGACGAUUCCACACAGUUAGUAGCCGGAAGUGGAAGUGGACAGGUUAUCCACGCACAAAUAGUUGGAAGGACAGUAGAACAAGGUGGUUUGGAAGUAGUGCAGACGAAACGAAACUUGCUGGAAGUACGUGACCUGAAUGUUGACCUCGCUCGAGAGAGUCUGGAAACUCGUGACAGAAUAACUCGAGCUGUUCUCGCAUACAAUCAACUUGUUGUGGUCACAACGCUACAGUUGUACAUCUACAGCUCAAAAAAUUGGAACACUCCUGUUAUCGUUGAUCUGAAAGACAAAACAGUCUCACUCAUACUUCAAUCCAGCAAGAUGUUUGCUGUAUCUGACGGACAAACUUUGUACAUUUUCAACUACGAUGGACGAAGUCUCUGCGAAAUAAAGGUCCCAGGAACUGGAACGACGGCAAUGAGCGAAAGAAUAACUUCUCUUUCCAACGAUGUGAUCGCUGUCAGAGAUCGUGGAGAAACGGGAACUGUUUGCUUCUUCGAUCCCACGUCCGGAAAACCGCUUGGAGACGAGAAAAUUGUCCAUGAGCGCGAAAUAUUGGAGCUGACCUUAUCUCAAUGUGGGAAACUUACCGAGAGAAUUCUUGCAUUUCGUGACAGUGAUGCGGCAGUGUUGGUGGCGAAAGUGAAAACAUACGGUAUCGCGCAACGGAUUGCAAAAAUUGGAUCUUCCGUGGAACAUCUUCAUUUCAACGAUACUACAAAUAUGUUGGCAGGAGUGGGAGAAGGUCGAGUAAUUGUUUGGCCAGCGGUCGAAAUCGUUUUCAUCGAUCGAACGUUGCUACAGCGAUCAAUUAUCGAUAAGCCAGUGUCCGCGCUCGGAAAAUUUCCAAUUUUACGCAGAUUCACCGACAAUAUGGUCAGCUUGCGUAGAUCGGAUGGUUCUAUUGUGGCAACGACAAUCCCACCAUUUGCCGGAUCACUUCUACGGUAUACGGCUGAAUCCAAAUGGGAUCAAGCAAUUCGACUAUGCCGUCACAUUAAAAGUGAAGUCACCUGGGCAGUGCUUGCUGGUCUGGCGACAGCCGCACAGAACAUCUUCGCAGCCGAAAUUGCUUACGGUUCUUUGGAAGAGGCAGAGAAGGUAAAAUUGCUGGCCGAAGCAAGGGCGCAUCCAAACAAAGAGGUUCGUAAUGCAAUGAUGGUACUGCUUGCUGGGAAAGUGUCCGAAGCAGAUUCAUUGCUUGAGAAAGGCGGUAGUGUUUAUCAAGCAAUAAUGCUAAAUGUAAUUAUGCUAAGGUGGUCGCGAGCGCUUGAUCUUGCAAUCAAAUAUAAAUCUUUUCUCGAAAUUGUAAUGGGAUUCCGACAACGAUAUUUGGAGAAACUCGGUCGUGAGGAAACCGAUGAGAAAUUUCUUCGUCACAAAGGAGACGUGGAAAUCGAUUUCGAUCAUAUUCGAGAGGUGAUGGAAGAAGCGGAAGCAGCGCAAGGAUUGAAAAAAUGA
Molecule: messenger RNA, 2322 nt
Organism: Necator americanus (New World hookworm)
Lineage: Eukaryota; Metazoa; Nematoda; Chromadorea; Rhabditida; Ancylostomatidae
Exons: 24
Coding region: 1-2322 (773 amino acids)
Biological process (GO): cilium assembly
Cellular component (GO): cilium; intraciliary transport particle B; centrosome
Molecular function (GO): protein binding
Source: RefSeq, a predicted model, not a curated record